CAUGAACAGUAUAUAAGUUGGAGAAUCGCGGAAAAUUUUUAAACGUCAUUUUAAAGACUUCUGUUGCGUGGCAUUAAGUUUGAAAUAAAAGAGAAAUAGAGAACUUCGUCUGAUUAUUCCUGUGUAUUAAAUAUACGAAUAAGUUUGACACCAAAGCGCCAUUUAAAUAUCAAUUGAAAAAAGUUACAAGACAUUGUUUAUCAAUCAUGAUAAGACUGGCAAUAAUCUGCUUUCUAAUUUCCAUGAUAGAAAGCGAAAGGUGUACCUUUAGUAUUGCUCAGUUAAAUAAAUUGAGACAACUUUUCAAUGAUUCGGAUCGUCGUAUGGAAGAAGCAACUCGAGGUCAAAGUGAAAAUGCGGCAAUUGUCAUAGGCAAUGGAAGAGGGGGCAAAAGUACACUAAUUAAUUACUUAAUGGGAAAUGAAUUGGUAGCUUAUAGAUCUCACACAUUUGACCCCAUUAAAAUAAGAAAAGCUAAUGAAAAUAGUCCAGGACCAGAAAUUGGUGCUGGAUCACUGUCAACGACUACAAUUCCCUUAAAAUGGAAGUCAACAAGGACAGAAUUAAAGAAUUUGGACAUCUGGGAUACCGCUGGAUUUUCGGAUAAUAGAGGUGUAGAGCAAGAUUUAAACAAUUCCUUUCAUCUGUAUCAUUUGGCAAAAAAAGUCGAAUCUGUAAAAUUUAUUUUAGUUAUCGACUUUGAUGACAUUAGAACUACAAGUGUUCAACAGAUUUUACAGCUUUUAAAAGCUUUAGAAGAAUAUUUUAUUGACAACUUUAAAGACAUUUUUCGAAGUAUAUCAGUAAUUAUCGCAAAAGCACCUAAAUAUAUUAAUGAUGAUAUUCCAGCCAAUUGUGAAUACCUAAAUUAUAAAUUAACUAAUAGUUUAUUAUCACAACCCGAAAUGGAUAUAUCCGAAGAUUCAAAAAAUUUUUUACGGCAUGUGAUAGCUAAUAACCAACGCGUAGCCUUCUUCAGGAAAGCGAAAAAAUUAGGGCCUCUUACUUCUGAUAUCGAUGAUAAUAUUAUUCCAGCUAUUAAUAACUGCACGAGCAUAAGCAAGUCAUCUAACCAGAAUAUAGGUUUUACAAUGUCAAGUAACUCAAAAAAUUGCCUACAAUAUGCCAAUCAAGACUUGCUGAACAUGAAUGAAUUUGAAAUAUUAGAGAAACAAGUGGAGAACUGGUUCACUAAAAACUAUAAUGCUUGGAAUGAACUCAAAGAUAAAAAUAUAUUAAAUGCAAAUAAAGAAAAUUUAAGAAAUAUCUACGCUCGUAUUGAUAUUUCUUCAUUGUAUAAUUCUGAUGUAAAGGAUAUGAUCCAAAUUCUGAAAAUAAAUUAUGAUACUAUUAAAAUCGAAAUUACGGAAGAAUUAAUGAAUAAAAUUGACCUAAGUGAAUUUAUUGAUAGUUUAAUUACGACUGGAAAAAUGGUAAGAAUCCAUAUUACAUUAGAUGGUACUAUUAGAGCACUGUAUCACAGAAUAUUACAAUUAAUUUUUUUAUGUGAACUGAAGAUUAACGAAAUAGAUAAAGCAGGAUAUGACGAAAAAAUAAGACUAGAUAAUAAGAAGCAUGAAGAAGAAUCUAGAUAUUUGCAGCAUGCAAUACGCCAGCUGGAGAAAAUCCCAGAAGAACAAAGCUAUUGGGACCAAUUUUUACAAUUUCUACUAUCUCAUCCUGUAAGCGAACAUUCUACAAUUAUGCACUGAGAAAAAUAAAAGGUUAAAUAUAACCAAGUUUUAGUUAAAAACAACCGAGCGAUGCUGCUAAUAUAGCACUUGCAAUGUGAAUUGUUUGCAGUAACCGAUCGAAUACGAUUAAAAAUUUCGGUAGAAACUAGUUAAGACUACUCGGUUACGGUAGCUUCUUUCUCUGUUACUGUAACUAACAGUUUAUGAUUAAUGAUCGGUAAACGUUAGUUAACUUACUCGGUUACUGUAGCCACCUAAAAAGGCUACAGUAAUAAUAUAAACUUGAAUAUUGUAGUCAAUUAGCUCUGUUAUAAUAAAGAAACCGAUUAAUUAAUUUUAAACCACCCAACUCGAUUAAAAUAUUUUUUGAUCAAUAAAAUAUUCCCUUGAUAAAAAUUAUUUUCUUUUAUUGAAAAGAAAUCUAUUUGAUUAAAAAAUUAUGUUCUAAUUUAAAGAUAACCAAAAUUUUCUGUAAAUUAAAAUUCUUUUUUAUAAUCAAACAAAUCUCUUUCAAAUAGAAUAAAAUACUUUUAACCUCUUUAACGUGCAUCGUGUAAUAUGUCAUCGGGGAUGUAAGGUUUAAUGCGUUUAAUAUUCUCCAUUUCAUUUUUAUUUUUAUGUAUCUAUUGUAGAUGAAUUCUAUAUUUGAUGGCUGCUGUAACAUAAUCAAUAAAAAUUUGUAUAGCGUCGGUAGAAACCAGAAUUGUAACAACACGACUCUCCGGAAAAGACGAAACGAAGUGACUGACUGACUGUGACUGACGAUAUGUCGCCUAGAUAUGUUUACUCGGUUAAAAUCUCACAACUGAACGUAAUUACAUGAAACUCGGUUAAUAUUAAUCGCAUAGUAAUUGUUUAUAUUCAAAAAACAGAUAGGUAACAACAACCACGAAAGUUUGUUUCCAUUAUGCACAUUUCAGAUUGGUUAAGACAAUCCUUUGGAGGAUUAUUUUUAACAGAUGUGUUUUAACCAUCUCAGCUCGGUUGUGAUAAUCAGUAUAUUAAUUCUUAUCAGAAUUUUAUUACAAUUUUUUAAAAAUAAUUUAAUUCGUUUAAGGAAUUUUAAUAAACUAUUGAAAAUAAUUUAAUUCUUUCGAAGUAUAGAUACAAUUAAAGGCUUAGACAAUAAUAAUUGAAUUCUUUCAAAAGCAUUUUUUAAUUUAUUGAAUAUAAUCGAUUUUGUUAAUAACUGUAG
This is a messenger RNA of Leptopilina heterotoma, 2889 nucleotides long. RefSeq lists its product as uncharacterized. Bases 207 to 1712 code for a protein of 501 amino acids. NCBI's taxonomy places the organism in Eukaryota, Metazoa, Arthropoda, Insecta, Hymenoptera, Figitidae. The record is from RefSeq and is a predicted model, not a curated record. The transcript has 2 exons.